Nilaparvata lugens (brown planthopper) is the source of this 850-nucleotide messenger RNA. RefSeq lists its product as uncharacterized. The coding region runs from base 32 to 811 and encodes 259 amino acids. The record is from RefSeq and is a predicted model, not a curated record. The transcript has a single exon. Gene Ontology annotation, molecular function: protein dimerization activity. NCBI's taxonomy places the organism in Eukaryota, Metazoa, Arthropoda, Insecta, Hemiptera, Delphacidae.
UUUAAUAAGUAAAAAACUACAAGGGAAAGAAAUGGACUUGAGUGACUGCUCGAAGGGGUUCAAAAAAUGUUUAGAAUUCUUGGGAAGAUUUAGAGAAACAGGAUUUGUAGAUGCUGUGAUCUCCGCAAAAGAAGAAGCUGCUAAACUUGGGAUUGAACCUAUCUUUCCUCAGAAAAGGUUACGAAAACACAAACGCGUUUUUUCAUAUGAGUCUUCUGAAGAAGUCCAUACGUCACCAGAAGAAACCUUCAAGAGGGAUGUAUUUCUGACCUUGGUGGAUAAUGUUUCGAAUUCACUUGAAAAGAGAUCAAUUGCUUUGAAGAGUCAUGAAAAAAUUUGGGGAUUUUUGAGCAACAUUGCACAAUUGCCACAAAAAGAGGCAUUGAAACAAAAAUGUGUUGAUCUUGAAAAUAACUUAUAUGACAGUGAAAAUGGCGUAUCUGAUAUUAAUGCCAAUGAACUGUACCAUGAACUUCAACACGUUGGAUCCAUUUUGAAUGAUAAGAAAAAUGUGACGCCCAAAGAAGUAUUGAAUUUGAUUAAAAAGUCCAACAGCAAAGACAUGUUCACAAACUUGUGGGUUGCAUUAAGAAUUUUACUAACAAUUCCCGUAACAGUGGCUAGUGCCGAACGUAGUUUUAGCAAACUCAAACUUAUAAAAACUUAUUUGCGCUCUACAAUGGCACAAGAAAGGCUUAAUUCACUCGCGAUACUUUCGAUUGAGAAUGAAAUUGCAAAGGAACUCGACUUUGAAGAGAUUUUAAAAACAUUUGCUUAUAACAAAUCCAGAAGAACAUAUUUUAGCCUUUGAAGUUUUGAGUUUUAAUGUACAGUACCUACUGAAGAGGCG